AAAGUAAACGAUACGGGGGUUGGGGGGUGAGAGCGUCAGUAGGGACAAAGAUACUUGUUUGGGAGGAGAGUCGUGACGUCAUAGCUUGGGUUUCAGCACGAGCGAAUUCCAGACGGGCCAGGCUGUAUGGCGAGCGUGCUGGGAUGAGACGCUGAUUCGCUUGUCCAGUGCCUGUUUUGUACGCCACGUAGAGUAGGCUUAGGCCUAGUUACUCCACUAUUCCUGGUUGCUCGCCGAAGUUGUGACCAUGGGGAACGAGGGUGAAAAUCAGAACCAAACCAACGCCGAAUCCAAGGAAGAAAAGCCGGAGGAGAAGAAGGAAGAGAAGCCUCUGAAAGAAGAGGAGAAGAAGAAGGACGAGAAAGAGAAGCCGAAGAAGGAAGAGAAAGACAAGAAAGAAACCAAGUCUCAAGCUAUCAAGCCAGCUGUGCAUAAGGAAGACUAUGAAGAGGACGUGGUGUAUUUGUACCAAUUCUCCCGCACACCCGUGAUUCCAUCGUUGAGUCCAUUCUGUCUGAAAGUCGAAACUUGGCUGAGGAUGGCUGGAUUGAAGUAUCAGAACGUGGAUCACAAGAUGAAGUUACGGAGCAAGAAGGGUCAGCUCCCCUUUGUGGAAUUCAAUGGGCAAGAAAUUGCUGAUUCCGCAUUGAUCAUCAAGGAAUUAGGGAAAAAGUUCAACAAAGAUCUGGACACCGAUGCAGGGCUGGAGUCCACGCAAAAAUGUACAGCGCACACAACCAUCGCUAUGAUUGAGAACCAUCUGUUCUGGGUUCUGUACUGGUGGAGGAGCAAAAAUCCUGGCCAACUGCUCAAAGGAAGCAAAUUCAACCUGCAGCAGGCUCUAGGAUCCAAAAUGCCCAAUGGCCUCCUCUCAUUUGUCUUCAAAUGGAAAUUCAGACAGGGUCAGAAGAGAGUGAGAGCUCAUGGCCUUGGUGUUCACACAUCAAAGGAAAUUGAGGAGUUUGGCCAAUCUGACCUACAGGUGCUUUCUGAUCUUCUGGGGGAGAAGGACUUCUUUUUUGGUGACAAGCCUGCCUUGCUGGAUGUUGUGGCUUUCUCCGUGCUGGCACAGUUUCUGUUUUUUGACAAGGACACACCGUUCCCCCUGCGUACUUGGUUGGAAGAGAAUACUCCGAAUCUUCAAGCCUUUGUGAAUAGAAUGAAAGACAGGUAUUAUCCAGAUUGGGAUGAAAUGUGCAAGACGCUUGAUCUGAAUACACACCUUCCAAAACCCCCUCCAGAGGAAAAGGAAGAAAAGGAGGAUAAGGAUAAGAAAGAGGAGAAGAAAGAAGAGAAGGCCGACGAGAAGGAAGAAGAAAAGAAAGAAGAAGAGAAGAAAGAAUAAGCAGACAUGUCCCAAAUAGAGGUUAUAUCUGUGUAUGCACCUCAGUGACUCAUUCUAAGAGAAAUUAAGCUGUGAGGAAGGAACUGGUUUCCCAGGUUCCCAGACCUGAGGUGACGUUCAAGGAAAUCAAAAACUGAAUUCAAGUUGACAGGGAUCAGCCAUGACAGUGUUGUGUGCAUGUGUAUAGUGCUCUGAUGAGGUUAUUGUGAGACUGCUUCAUUGAAGUCAUCUUGCAUUUCCCUGUGUUCUGAGCUCCCUUUUUCUUUUUUUUUUUUUUUUUUUUUUUUUAGGGCAUUAGGACAAAUACCAGAUUUUCUCACUAAGGGGGAACUUUUCAUGAUCUUGUGUUCAUAUUAGAAUCUCCAGCCCUUGUUCUUGCAGGAAUGCAGGAUGUGCAAAGAAUACUCACCUCCUUGGAGGGCAGACUUCUAUAACCUUCACGCAUUUGUUUUUCAUUCCACUUGAUGGCAUUUGGACAAGUUAUUUGAAAGCUGUUCUGACUUUUCCUUGUUUGUUAAUUCUUUUGUGGCCCAAAGACAAAUUAGGAAUGAAAUUUGCAGGAUUUUAUUUUUUAAAGUAUAUGGGGCUCAGUGUUUUGUGUACAGAUAUUAGGACUAAGUUUUCCAAGUUUUUGUCAUGCAGUGUUCUCCAGAUGAAAUUUUGACCCUUAGAGGAUGGAAGUGCUUGUGAUAGCAGGCACAAGGGGAAGACAAGUAACAGUGAGAAUUUAUCUUGAAGUGUGUCUUCCAUAUUGGAGAUUUUUGCAUAGAUUUGUCUCAUGCACAAUGUUAACCCAAGAUCAAUUGCAGAACUCAAUCAACCUUCAGUUAACUGAUCUGGCUAAAGUUUCUAAAAGGAUGAGAGUACAAAAUUCGUGGAAGUUUGAGGUUUUCUUCUGGGGACACUGUGUGAUUGACUUAUUUUCUUUGUUUUGUCCUCUAUGCAGUUGCCUUUGUUUGGUGGUGACAUUGAUGUGACUUUUUAGCUGCAUUUGAUUUUGGUUUGCUCAUUGUUGUAGUCAGAAAAAGGAACAUUUUGAGGUGAUUCGUGCUUACCAGAUUGCUCAAACUUUUCAUUUCUUCCCUUUCUAUGGGAGAGAAUCUUUCAUCCCCCUCUCUUACAUUGAUACAUAGUUUCAGUAGGAUGCAAUUUCUUGCCAAAGUUUCUAAUCAAGUACAAUAUCCACCUUUCUUGAGCAACUCAAGGCACAAUCUCAGACAGGAAAUAACUGUGAUUGCCUCUUUUUAUGUGAAACAAAACCAUACUCAUUCUAGUAGGCAGGAAUCUCAGCCCCUGCAAGUUUAGUGGCAAAGAUCUGGUCUCAUGAAAAAAGACAAUGGGGUUGUCAUGGUUAUGGGAAAGGGCAUCAUGGGGGAAAGUUGAGUACAUCAGACCCAGAAAGCUUAGGUCAGAAAAUCCAUGUUUGAAUGUGAUAAUGAAAAUCUCUUUGAAGGGUGGUAAUCUCAUUGUACUGUUGGGUUUAAUUUCUUAUUACUCUGGUCUCUGCAAAAAUGUCGCCACCAUUUAGCUGGUCGUGACAGCAGUGUGUGCAGCUUACGCUUGUUGUGCUAUGAUGUUGCAUAGGUGUGUAUCAUUCAGAUCCACAGCACUGUGUGAUUUUUGUCGACUGCCAUUUUUACAUGCCGGAGUUUUUCAUACUUUCCUUUUGCAUUUUUCUUACACUGCUGCUGUGAAUUAGAGAAGCAGGGAGGUGGAAAGAAUCAUCCCCGCUAGCAUUUGUCUCAUAUAAUGGCCGAGUUGUCGCUAGUGAUGCGAUUUCUUAAAAGAAUUGAUUAAACGUAAGCUGAGCCUGCCAAUGUUGUGCUGACACACCCUUUCUAUGUCUCUUCCUUCUGCACUAUUCAUUUGAAUCUCAGAUGUAGCAAAAGCCAACUUUUGGGAUUUGCUUGGUUUGAUGCUAGUGUACAUAUCAAGACAGGAAUCACCACAUGUAUUGAUGGGACAUGCCUGUAGUAGUGUACUGAUUCUGGACUCUUCAAUAAAUGUCUUCUACUUACAUAA
Messenger RNA from Darwinula stevensoni, 3367 nucleotides. The record is from the annotation of a GenBank genome assembly. Lineage: Eukaryota; Metazoa; Arthropoda; Ostracoda; Podocopida; Darwinulidae.